AUGGGCGGCACCUGCGUUAACGUGGGUUGUGUGCCAAAGAAGGUCAUGUGGUGCGCUGCAAACGCCUUCGAAAACUUGCACGGUUUAAAACAUUUGGGUUUUGAAUUUAAUGAGCCUCCUCGUUUUAACUGGGAACGUCUUGUGGAAAACCGCGAGAAUUACAUCAAAAGAUUAAACCGUAUUUAUGAAACAAACCUUGAAAAGUCCCAAGUUGAGCGUUUCUACGGAUGGGCGAGUCUUGCCCCCAAGGAUGAAUCUAAAGACGAGCAUGUCGUCCUUGUAAAUGCGACAAAAGAAGAGGCAGAAAAAGGCUCACCACCUAUUCAGAAAAUAACAGCGAAACACGUCCUUGUUGCAACCGGCGGCCGUCCGACUCCCCUAUCCAUCCCUGGGGCGUCGUUAUGUACAGAUAGCGAUGGCUUCUUUGGCUUAAAACAUCAGCCAAAACGCGUAGGCGUCGUAGGCGCGGGUUAUAUUGCAGUUGAACUCUGUGGAGUUUUGCAAGCGCUGGGAACGGAGACUCAUUUGUUCACCCGACACGCCCGCUCCCUCCGGAAGUUUGAUGUCAUGAUUCAAGAAGAAAACCAUAAGAACAUGCAGCGGCUAGGUAUACAGGUAUUCCCCAACAGCAUUCCGUCAGAAAUUGUUCAAAGUGAAGGAUCUCUACAUUUACACUUGGAGAACGGCGAGCGCCACGGCCCCUUUGACUGUAUAAUUAAUGCAAUUGGACGUACACCCGAAACGCUGCAUUUGGGGUUAGAGGCGCUGGCAGUUCAAAUGAACGGCAAAUAUAUCAAAGUUGAUGAAUAUCAAAACACAAAUGUGGAGUUGACUCCAAUGGCUAUAGCUGCAGGACGCCGGCUGGCAGACCGACUGUAUGGGCAGCUGCCGCAUGCAAAGGCAGAUUAUGAUUUUGUUCCCUCUGUUAUUUUUGCUCAUCCUCCAAUUGCCUCCGUUGGCCUCUCUGAAGAUCAGGCAGUGCAGCAGUACGGCAGGGAAGACCUCAAGUCAGAGAAAGAAAAGAUCUUGGGGCUGCAUUUAGUUGGAUUGGGCGUAGACGAAGUUCUCCAGGGAUUCGCAGUGGCAAUUAAAAUGGGAGCUACAAAAGCAGACUUAGACCGAUGCGUAGCAAUACACCCCACAGCAGCAGAAGAAGUUGUUACGCUGCCGCCUUGGGGCUUGAGCGACCUCUAA
Molecule: messenger RNA, 1194 nt
Organism: Eimeria acervulina
Lineage: Eukaryota; Apicomplexa; Conoidasida; Eucoccidiorida; Eimeriidae
Product: glutathione reductase, putative
Exons: 7
Coding region: 1-1194 (397 amino acids)
Biological process (GO): glutathione metabolic process; cell redox homeostasis; cellular response to oxidative stress
Cellular component (GO): mitochondrion; cytosol
Molecular function (GO): glutathione-disulfide reductase (NADPH) activity; flavin adenine dinucleotide binding
Source: RefSeq, a predicted model, not a curated record